Messenger RNA from Staurois parvus, 605 nucleotides. The record is from the annotation of a GenBank genome assembly. NCBI's taxonomy places the organism in Eukaryota, Metazoa, Chordata, Amphibia, Anura, Ranidae.
ACGAUCAAUGGAAAGAGCCAAAGAUGUCGGCUCGGUCAUGUGAUCAGCUGUGUCCAAUCACAGCUGAUCACAUCGCCACCUGUCAGUGUCCAUCAGUGCCAGCUCUCAGUGCUCAUACAUGCCACCUGCCAUUGCCACAUCAAUGCCACAUAUCAGUGCCUACCAGUGCACAUCAAUGCCACAUAUCAGUGCCUACCAGUGCACAUCAAUGCCACAUAUCAGUGCCUACCAGUGCACAUCAAUGCUACAUAUCAGUGCCUACCAGUGCACAUUAAUGCCACAUAUCAGUGCCCAACUGAGCUGCCUUUCAGUGUCACCCAUCAGUGCUGCCAAUCAGUGCCGCCUAUCAGUGCCAAUCAGUGCCACCUAUCAGUGCUGCCAAUCAGUGCCGCCUAUCAAUGUGCAUCAGUGCUGCCUAUCAGUGCCGUCUAUCAAUGCUGCCUUUCAGUGUCCAUCAGUGAUACCUGCCAAUGCCCAUCAGUGCCACCUACCAGUGCCCAUCAGUGCCACCUAUCAGUGCCAGUCAGUGCCGCCUAUCAGUGCCAGUCAGUGCCGCAUAUCAGUGCUGCCAAUUAGUGCCGCCUAUCAGUGCUGCCAAUCAGUGA